GUUUAUCAAUUGGUUGUAAAAUUUGUAAAAUUUCUAGAAGUUUAAUAAAGAACAUCGGUUCAUUACAUGCUUUCCUGUAUCACUUCACGCAUUGCAUUAGAGUGACACUUUUUUUGCUCGGGGAGUAAAUGUGCGACUGUGUAGAUCUGAGAGGGUCCAUUUCUCAUUGGGAUGUAAACAUACACGAGCGGACUUCGGUCUCGGUUCGCACAGGACAUUUCGACUCUUCGACAUUGAAAAAUGAAUGUACUGAGUGAAACAAAGCAUCUUGCAAAAGUGCUACAAUGUACUCACUCACCUCACGCAGGUAUAUUUAAGGACUCCACAGUUCACUCUGUACGUGUUACCUCAGUUUUUGGUCGUUCUUUGGGUGGUUUUAAGCAGUGAAGAUGGGGUGAAGGUGAUUGCUGAGCGUGGAGAGGACUUGGAAGGGAGUUAUUAUGGCAGGCCUACAACCAGGGGUGACAUGUGGCUAGGGGGUUCCAAACAACUGCCCUUUUUGCAGGGAAAAGCUAGGUCUGUCCUUGAUCUAGAUACACACAAGUUUCAUGGCUCAGCAUUACCUCCACUGACUCCAGGAAGACUGAGGCUGUAUAGUAUGAAAUUUUGCCCCUUUGCACAGCGAACAAGACUGGUUCUGGUACAUAAGAACAUCCCCCAUGAAGUGAUUAAUGUCAACUUGAAGCACAAACCCAAGUGGUUGUUUGAAAAGAAUCCAAAAGGACUGGUGCCAAUACUGGAGCAAGACAACAGGAUUGUGUUCGAGUCUUUGAUAUGUGAUGAAUACCUAGAGGACAUGUACCCAGAGAAGCCUCUCAGACCCAGUGAUCCAUAUAUUAAGGCCAGGCAGAACAUUUUGGAAGGUUACUUUGAGCAGGUCCUUCGUAGCCUGUACAGCACUAUGUUUACAAGGAACCCUGAGAAGAAACUGAGGGGAAGGGAAAAUUUACUGAAAUCCCUGGAGAUAUAUGAAACUGAACUGGAGGGGAAAUUCUAUGGAGGUGAUGAAGUUGGCAUGCUGGACUUUCACUUGUGGCCAUGGAUAGAGCGUAUCUACACCAUAUCACACAUCACAGGGCUGGAAUUUUCUGUGGAAAAAUUUCCCAAGAUGAAUGCUUGGAUCCAAAGGAUGUACCAAACACCAGCAGUCAAAGCCACAGCUCUGCCAGGAGAGGUACAUGCUGCCUUUUUGAAGUCAUUAAUGGACAGAUCGCCUAACUAUGAGAUAGAGGUGCCAGCUUCCCGACUGUGAUGAACGAGGCAGAUGUCAGCCAUAAUUGGUUGUAUGCAGUGCUCUUUUUCUCCACCUUGCACUGGAAAGACUGUCUACAGAGAGUAGAAAUUUAAGUUUAAUGUGAGUAAAAAGUUGCAUUGUUCACUUUUUACAUAUUAAAUUGUGGGAUGAAAAAAGGAUCAUUGCAUACAACCUCAACUUGAUUUACAUCGAGGUGAACUUAUCCAAGACUGCAAUUUUGUGUAAUACAAUACGCAUAGGGGCAUUGGCUAAAUUGCUAAAUAAAUGGCUGCAUUGGAGCUUGCACGCACAUAUUUUAAAAAUGAAAUUGACCAAUGGUUUAUAAGGCAAAAAGAGAUGAACUAUGGGCGUGAAAGUCUCCAUAAAAUGGAGAGUCAGUAACAGAGCAUGUUUUCAAAACUUUGCUGCUGUGACAGGAAUGGUAGUCUUAAAAUUGGAAGUACAGGGUCCCAUAUUAUUAGUACAGGUUAGUAUAUGGGACGAAUGUCACCUGUACAAAGUAAUGGGGAACGGGCUAUGGUUUUUAGCAGACUACCAUUCCUGUGACAUUGGCAUUUAGCAUGGGGCCAUUGUUUUAAAUGUCACUAAGCACAAAAAUCAAUGUGGUUAUGGUCAUUUAUACCAACAGAACACCAUUAUUUAAAAACAGCAGUAUUAUGAAGCCACUGUAGUAUUCUGAUUUAAGGCAGUUGAUUCAUGACACCAAUUUUUUCCAACAGCAUUAAUUUAGUAGAUAGAAGAUAAGUAGGAACAAAGUAGAUCAUUAUUAUGAGCAGUCAGGUGGGUCUUAAGAGUUAAUACCUAACAGAUUAGAUAAAAAGAAGUAUCUUAUAAAACAUAAGCUCUGAUUUUUAACUAACAAUCAAUCAUUUGGUAAGUGUUUUGAGUGAUAAUUCAUUCCCAAUCAUGGAGGCCACCUUGAUAAAGUGUUUUUUUUGCCUCUGCCUUAAAUUGCAAAGUUUAUAUUUUAUGGAGCUAGACUCUUGGUUGAUAAAAAAGUAGAUAAACAAUUAUAUAUAAGACAAUGAAAAUGAAUAUUUAUUUUGUUUUUAACAUCGAUUCCUGUCUUACACUUAAUGUUGCUAUGGUAACCAUGUUUUAAUGUUAUCUAAAGCUGUGAUGUAAAUUAUUUUUUCAUGAACCAGAUGUUUGAAGGUUAUUUUUUUAUGGAAUGCAAUCUAACAUGUUCAUUAUAUAUAAUCCGAUGAAAUUAUGUAUCCUCAUCUGUUGCAAAAUUUAAAUGAAUUUAGACUAUAUACUUACAAAUAAAAUUUUUACAAUUUG
Messenger RNA from Lingula anatina, 2539 nucleotides. RefSeq names its product glutathione S-transferase omega-1. The record is from RefSeq and is a predicted model, not a curated record. NCBI's taxonomy places the organism in Eukaryota, Metazoa, Brachiopoda, Lingulata, Lingulida, Lingulidae. Gene Ontology annotation, biological process: glutathione metabolic process. Gene Ontology annotation, cellular component: cytoplasm. Gene Ontology annotation, molecular function: glutathione transferase activity; glutathione dehydrogenase (ascorbate) activity.